GCGGGCCCGCAUUGCCCACGUGCGUCACUUCCGGGCGUGGCGCGGCGCCAUCGAGCAGUCCCAGCUAUGGAAGGUAAGCCAUUGGUGAUAUCGAAAGAGAAGACUGCAGUGGUGUGUGGGGUCCCCACCCAGGUGGUCUGUACAGCCUUCAGCACUCACAUCCUGGUGGUGGUGACCCAGUUCGGGAAGAUGGGUACCCUGGUCUCCCUGGAACCCAGCAAUGUGACCAGUGACGUCGGCAAGCCCGUGCUGACCACUAAAGUCCUUCUCGGGCAGGACGAGCCUCUCAUCCACGUCUUCGCAAAGAAUCUGGUGGCGUUUGUGUCUCAGGAAGCUGGAAACAGAGCAGUCCUUCUCGCCCUAGCCGUAAAGGACAAGAGCAUGGAGGGGGUGACGGCCUUGAAAGAGGAGAUCCGGACAUGCCAGGUGUGGUGACCGCGGAGUAACCACCCCUGCUGUCCAGCAGGGCCACGUGGCAACUCAGACGCCCUCUCAAGGAUUUGAAGCCCCUCCCUCAGUCAGAAGGAGUGCCUUUAUCUGGUUUUGGUCCUUGAAGCUGGAAGAAACAUCACGUCUCGGGCCGACUUUCGUUUGGGGGCUGACAUCACCUGUGGAGGGAGGACGUGGAAUGUGUCCUGGGGCGUUGUAAGCGGUCCUCCCUGGGUCCACACAGUUGCACAUGUUUGAGAAUUGGCGGAACGAGUCAUGGCCCUCAGUGUGCAGACGAAUUGUUGGGGGAAAUUUUUUUUUAUUAAAAAUAAAUGUGUAUAUCCCAAAA
Molecule: messenger RNA, 778 nt
Organism: Globicephala melas (long-finned pilot whale)
Lineage: Eukaryota; Metazoa; Chordata; Mammalia; Artiodactyla; Delphinidae
Gene: PSMG3
Product: proteasome assembly chaperone 3
Biological process (GO): proteasome assembly
Source: RefSeq, a predicted model, not a curated record